AUGAAGUACCGCAAACUGGGCUCUUCCGACAUGCUCGUCAGCUCGUGCUGCCUUGGCACGAUGACGUGGGGCAACCAGAACACGGACGAGGAGGCGGCAGCGCAGCUCGACAAGGCGUGGGACCUGGGCGUCAACUUCCUGGACACGGCAGAGAUCUACCCGGUGCCGGUGGAGGAGGAGAAGCAGGGUGCCACCGAUCGCGCCAUCGGCAAGUGGCUCAAGACGAACGGCCGUUCGCGCGACGAGGUGAUCAUCGCGAGCAAGGUCGCCGGCUACAACGAGCGCUUCACGUGGAUGCGCGACGGGCCGACUCGCGUGACACGCGAGCAGAUCAUCGCCUCUGUCGACGCGUCGCUCGCGCGCCUCGGCGUCGACCACCUCGACCUGCUGCAGAUCCACUGGCCGGAUCGGUACGUGCCCAUGUUCGGCUCGGUCGCGUACGACUGCAGCAAGGAGCGCGACGACGCCGUGCCCUUCGACGAGCAGGCGCGCGCGAUGGGCGAGCUGGUCAGUUCAGGCAAGGUGCGCGCGUGGGGCCUGUCCAACGAGACGCCGCUCGGCGUGGCUGAGUUCGUGGCCGCGGCGUCGCGCGAGGGCGCGCCGCCGCCCGUGUCGGUGCAGAACUCGUACUCGCUGCUGCAGCGCUCGGACGAGGUUGGCCUCGUCGAGGCGGUCCGCCACCACGACGUCGCGUACCUGCCCUACUCGCCGCUCUCGGCCGGCGUGCUUUCGGGCAAGUACGACGGGCUGUCGCAGGCGCCCGAGGGGACGCGGCUCAAGCUCUUCGACUCGUACUUCGACCGGUACGCCAACACGUGCGCGCCCGAGUGCGUCGAGUGCUACAAGAAGCUCGCCUUCAACCACGGCAUCUCGCCCGCCGCGCUCGCCAUCGCCUUCUGCGACUCGCGCCCGUUCGUGACGUCGACCAUCAUCGGCGCGACGUCGGUUGAGCAGCUCGAGAUCAACCUGCAGGGCUUCGGCGUCGAGUGGACCGACGAUCUCGAGGAGGAGAUCAAGCGCAUCCACGCCUACUUCCCCGACCCGUGGCGCAUGAUCGUCCGCGGCGGCGGCUGA
Messenger RNA from Emiliania huxleyi CCMP1516, 1074 nucleotides. RefSeq lists its product as hypothetical. NCBI's taxonomy places the organism in Eukaryota, Haptophyta, Isochrysidales, Noelaerhabdaceae. The transcript has a single exon. Bases 1 to 1074 code for a protein of 357 amino acids. The record is from RefSeq and is a predicted model, not a curated record.